Rhincodon typus (whale shark) is the source of this 1277-nucleotide messenger RNA. Its product is annotated as protein SCAI. The transcript is spliced from 10 exons. The record is from RefSeq and is a predicted model, not a curated record. Gene Ontology annotation, molecular function: transcription corepressor activity. Gene Ontology annotation, cellular component: nucleus. Bases 51 to 1277 code for a protein of 408 amino acids. Lineage: Eukaryota; Metazoa; Chordata; Chondrichthyes; Orectolobiformes; Rhincodontidae. Gene Ontology annotation, biological process: DNA-templated transcription.
GUUUUAAUGGCAAAUCAUGGAACAGGAUUGGAGUAAGCUAAUCACAACUAAUGGCCAGGAAGUUUCCAGCAUUGAAUCUGGAAGGAGCCAUGACAGCAGGUGGAGGAACUGAUGAUGAUAUUCCAUUAGGAGAGAGGAAAACAGUUACUGAUUUUUGCUACUUAUUAGAUAAAUCCAAACAGCUCUUCAAUGGUUUAAGGGACUUACCUCAGUAUGGUCAGAAACAAUGGCAGUCAUAUUUUGGGCGUACUUUUGAUGUUUACACUAAGCUCUGGAAAUUCCAACAACAGCACAGGCAAAUUCUGGACAAUAGGUAUGGCCUGAAGAGGUGGCAGAUUGGAGAAAUUGCUUCAAAGAUAGGACAACUCUACUACCAUUAUUACUUGCGUACUUCUGAGACCAGUUAUCUGAAUGAAGCAUUUUCCUUCUACUCUGCAAUAAGACAAAGGGCUUACUACUCCCAGGUCACUAAGGAAGAUAGGCCUGAACUUGUAGUUAAAAAGCUACGGUAUUAUGCACGAUACAUAGUUGUUUGUCUGCUGCUCAACAAAAUGGACCUUGUUGGAGAUCUAGUUAAGGAACUGUCUGAUGAAAUUGAAGAUUAUACACAUCGGUUCAACACUGAAGAUCAGUUAGAAUGGAACCUCGUGCUACAGGAGGUGGCAGCAUUUGUUGAGGCAGAUCCUGUGAUUGUGUUAAAUGAUGACAACAGCAUUAUGGUAACCUCAAAUCGCUUGGCAGAGGGAGUAGUCCCACCACUGGAACAAGGCAUGGUAGCAGGCCAGCUGGCGCUAGCAGAUGCACUAAUCGUUGGAAACUGCAGUAGUCAGGUUAAAUUCAGUGAGUUAACUAUUGACAUGUUCAGAAUGUUGCAGGCUCUAGAACGGGAGCCCAUUAAUCUGGCUUCGCAAUUAAACAAGACUGGAAAUCAGCAUCGGAACCUCAUCCUCAGGAGACCUAACAUGUGCUCCACCAACACUCUGGUCGAAGAAUGGGCAGCAAUGUAUGUUCAGCUGAAUGCAGAAGGUAGCCAUGGUCUCGCAGUAACCAUCUCUGUAAGGCAAAUGGUCCUUGAUAUGAACCAGAAGCAUGAGAGUUCUCACGGAUAUAGGAAUCACGGUAUUGCCGUGGUACUUGGUUCAGACUUCCAAGAUGCAGUGCCAGUGAUCACAGCUGGCUUGCAUGGCUUGGUGGGAAGAAGCCCUUUUCUAUUGGUGAACUUGGCUGCAUUAUAUGGUGCUCUCAAUGCAAAGGCCGUACAGUCCACUACACCCUGA